Fusarium verticillioides 7600 is the source of this 201-nucleotide messenger RNA. RefSeq lists its product as hypothetical. Lineage: Eukaryota; Fungi; Ascomycota; Sordariomycetes; Hypocreales; Nectriaceae. The coding region runs from base 1 to 201 and encodes 66 amino acids. The transcript has 2 exons. The record is from RefSeq and is a predicted model, not a curated record.
AUGCCGGUAUACAUCUUGAUUCCUGAACCUCUCCAUGCUUCAUCCAGCGAGCAUACAUGUACGCGCAAAAACAUUGACUUCCUGCAAGGUCUUUCACUAUACGAUGGAAAGCUUGGUUGGCAUUUCUUGGUAUCCCAAAGCAAAACAGAAUCCCGACAUGCGGCUAAUAAGUAUCCGCGAAAACUGAAAGUCGUAUACUAG